Mauremys mutica (yellowpond turtle) is the source of this 6666-nucleotide messenger RNA. RefSeq names its product solute carrier family 26 member 7 (gene SLC26A7). Gene Ontology annotation, cellular component: membrane. The record is from RefSeq and is a predicted model, not a curated record. The transcript has 19 exons. NCBI's taxonomy places the organism in Eukaryota, Metazoa, Chordata, Testudines, Geoemydidae. Gene Ontology annotation, molecular function: chloride transmembrane transporter activity; oxalate transmembrane transporter activity; bicarbonate transmembrane transporter activity. Gene Ontology annotation, biological process: transmembrane transport. The coding region runs from base 166 to 2139 and encodes 657 amino acids.
UAUACUGAAUACAAGAGAACAGCUGCAGAAUGUAAGUGCUUCUGUUCAUCUCUUUCUAUAGCUUUGAAACUGAAAACUCAGAAGAAGAACUGGAGACUGGCACUGAACAGGGUAAUUCUGCAGUGGUAAUUUGUUAAGAAGGAGAAACUUUGGGGGAGAUAAAGCAUGGCAGGGGCAAAAAGGAGAAAGAAAAGUGCCAUGUGGAGGAAGAUCCAUGCUCUUCGCUGUGAAGAUAUCAAACUGUGGUGUGUAAGAAGGCUGCCUAUUUUGAAGUGGGCACCCAGCUACAAUUUGAAGGAAAACUUGAUUCCUGAUACAGUCUCUGGGAUGAUGCUUGCAAUUCAACAGGUACCUCAAGGGCUGGCCUUUGCUGUUCUGUCUUCAGUCCAUCCAGUGUUUGGUUUAUAUGGCUCUCUCUUUCCUGUCAUCAUUUAUGCUGUGUUUGGAAUGGGACGCCAUGUUGCAACAGGAACUUUUGCUUUAACUUCCUUGAUAUCUGCCAAUGCAGUUGAACGUCUUGUUUCUCCAGCAAGCAACAAUUUCACUACAAGCAAUAAUUCGGGAGUCUUAGGUUUAUCGGAGUUUGAAAUGCAGAGGAUUGGAGUUGCUGCAGCAGUUUCAUUUUUAGGAGGAAUUAUUCAAGUAGCAAUGUUUGUGCUGCACUUGGGCAGCGCCACGUUCUUGUUGACGGAACCGGUGAUAAGCGCAAUGACAACAGGAGCAGCUACGCAUGUUGUGACUUCACAAGUCAAGUAUCUGCUGGGAAUGAAAAUGCCUUAUAUAUCUGGGCCCCUGGGAUUCUUUUAUAUUUAUGCCUACAUAUUUGAAAACAUCAAAUCAGUUCAAUUAGAAGCUUUGCUUCUGUCCUUGGUAAGCCUGGUGGUGCUCGUUCUUGUUAAAGAACUGAAUGAAAAAUUUAAAAGAAAAAUUAAAGUAGUUCUUCCCAUCGAUUUAAUUCUGAUCAUUGCUACAUCCAUUGGCUGCUACUGUGCUGAUAUGGAGUACACCUAUGGGCUAGAAGUUGUGGGACAUAUUCCAGAAGGGAUACCAGCACCAAAAGCCCCAUCCCUGAACAUCCUCUCUGAAGUAGUUACUGAAGCUUUUGGAGUAGCGUUAGUUGGUUAUGUAGCAUCACUAGCCCUGGCUCAAGGCUCUGCUAAACAGUUCAAAUACUCUGUGGAUGAUAACCAGGAGCUUUUGGCUCAUGGCCUCAGCAAUGUGAUUCCUUCAUUUUUCUUUUGCAUACCAAGCGCUGCAGCGAUGGGACGUACUGCACUUUUAUAUAGCACGGGAGCAAAAACACAGGUGGCUUGCCUUAUAUCUUGUAUUUUGAUACUUGUGGUGAUCUAUGCAAUAGGACCAAUGCUAUACUGGCUGCCCAUGUGUGUUCUAGCAAGUAUCAUUGUUGUGGGUCUAAAGGGAAUGCUAAUGCAGUUCCGUGAUUUAAAAAAAUAUUGGAAUGUGGAUAAAAUAGACUGGAGCAUAUGGGUUAGUACCUAUGUAUUUACAGUAUGCUUUGCUGCUAACGUGGGACUAUUGUAUGGAGUUAUCUGCACUAUAGUUAUAGUGAUUUUCCGCUUCCAAAGAGCAAAGACACUGAGUUUGAAAAAUAUGAAAGAAGUGGAAUGUAAAUUCAAAACAGAAGCAGAUUGUGAAUCUUUACAACAGGUAAAGAUAGUUUCAGUGAACAACCCACUAGUAUUUCUGAAUGCCAAGAAGUUCCAUCAUGACCUAAUAAGGAUAAUCCAGAAGGAUAGUGCAAGCACCCAGCCACACGAUGAUCUAAACAAGUGUGAACAGAACACGUUGCUCAAUCCAGUAUCCAAUGGAAAUUGCCAUGGUGAGCUGUCAUUACAGCCAUGCCCCAACGAGAGAUGUGCUGUAAUAUUAGACUGCAGUGGACUGACUUUCUUUGACUAUACCGGAGUCUCUGUGCUUCUUCAGAUUUACAUGGAUUUUAAAAACAGAAGUAUCGACGUGUUACUAGCACAUUGUAAAGAGUCCUUGGUAAAAGCAAUGCAGUACAAUGGAAAUCUAGGAUCGGAAAAUCUUAUCUUCUUUGAAUCUGUUUCCUCUGCAAUUGGUGCCAUUCAUUUAAACAGGAAUUUCAGCAAACUCAGUGAUCACAGUGAAGUGUGAAGUCUACAUGACGCAGUGUGGCUAUUUUGAUCUGCUAACAUACAGAAUGAACUACGCCAUUGCUUUUCCUUACAUCUUUUUUCAUGAGAUCAUGUAGGUAGUAUUUUGUAUGCCAAAUAUGUUUAAUAGACAUCAAUGCUGCCAAAGAUUUCUCUUCAGCUACUGCUGCUGAGAGAGUGUUCAUACAAUGGAUUGUUCUAUUGUGGAUAUAUAUAGUAUUUUUGUACACGUUUAGAUACAAAAUAUUAGAAAGCAGACAUGGGAUAUCAACCUUUUAUUACAGUGAUUUAUAUUGUUUUAGCUCAUUCUAUAGUAACUUAAUUUGUAACGCACAACUAUAGUUUUGUGUAUGGAAGAGUAAGACAUUAUGAACUUUUGCAAAUGAUCUGUAGUCACUGGUGCGGUAUAUGCAGCAUACCAUAUACAAAACCCAAUUUUGUUUCAAAUAUCUGCUUUAAUCCUUUUCUUCUUAAAACCAAACACAUGCAAUAGCAACAUCAUAUUGUAUAACCCUGUGCACUUAACCCAGUCCUGCAUUUCUUGCACACUUAAUUCUUGUAUACUAUUUAAUGCCUAAUGGGAGAUCAAUGGGAAUUUUGGGUGUGCAAAGAAUAUACUGGCUUAGUACAUAUUAUCAUGUCUCCCUCCAGAGACCGGUGCCAGUGACUAUUACAGCUUGCUGUUUUGUUAAACCAAAGGAGUUCUUUAGUUCAAGUGGAAGAAGAGGCUUUUACUUUUGGUUCUAAAGGUCCCAGGUUUGAUCCUCACUGAUGCAUGUGGAGUCUGCAUACAUAUGUGACUCUGGCUCAAUACACAAUCUCAGGCCCAAGAAUAUUAUGGGCCACACUCUCAAUUUUUAUAAAUCCACAUAGCUCCAUUGACUUUAAUGGAACUGCACAAAUUUACACCACUUGAGGAUCUAGCCAAAACAUCAUAUCGUGGAACAGAUUUUCAAAAGUAGGCCUAAAAUUCCACAUGCAGGACAUAUAUUUUAGUGGGCAAAUGAGCAAUUGCCCACUACACAGGUGGGAUAAUGGUGUGUUCAGCUGCCCAGUUGCACAUGUAAAGGUGGGUCUUUGUACAUAGAAGCAGAUGCAUGAACAUUUUUGGGCCAGCAAUUUUGAAAGUUUGGCCUUGUAAAUUCUGGGCCAGAUUUACUGGAGUAAAUCAGUGUGCGCUGGAGUAGGGCAGUGUACAGUGUAAUCUGCCCCUCUGUGAAACUGAGAAAUUGGCCUAAUUUAUUAUUAAUCUUAUGAUUAAAAAAUGAAGUGAUUACUAGAGUGCACUGAUAGCUAUGUGUUAUCUAGUUCCUUCUUGCUAAAAGUAAAUGUUAGUGUCAUUAAAUUAAGUCCCCAAAGCAUUGCAAAAUAAGGCAAGAUGACUCUUUGUAGCUAGUCUGAGGUACCUUCAGUGCUUUAUUUACACUUUACUGAUUUGCUUUUUAGUCAGAAGUACUGAAGUCUGUCUCUCCUAAGAGAUUAUUGGUUCCACAUCACAGAGACAGCACCCACUAUUUAAUUUUCAGGUAGCUCGUUUAUAUUGUAAUGUACUGGAUAGUGUGUAUGUAUAUGAUUGCUCCUUUACUGGAUGGAAUCACAGCUGCUCCACUGUUUGUUAUUGGCGCUAACCUGUUAACAGUUAAAGGAAAUUCUCUUUUAGUUCAAGUGCUGCUGCUUGUUAGGAAUCUGUCCUUCUGGACCGGAAUCAUCUGAGUUCUCUCUCUGUGUUCCAAAUGGCCAUGAUAUGCAGCAUAGAGACAACCAGGAGAAGCGGGGAAGGAGAAGGGAAGAAGAGGGCAACAGUGAGACUAAGGUAAUGCCUUGCUGUAUGCAGUCUUCUUGUAGCUGUGUUGGUCCCAGGAUAUUAGAGAGACAAGGUGAGUGAGGUAAUAUCCUUUAUUGGACCAACUUCUGUUGGUGAGAGACAAGCUUUUGAGCUACACAGAGCUUUUCAAGUCUGGGAAAGAUACCCAGAGGGUAUGUUACUGUAGUUUAGACACCUGCAGCUGGCCCAUACCAGAUGACUUGGGCUCGUGGGGCUUGGGCUAAGGGGCUGUUAAUUGCAGUGUAGACAUUUGGGCUUGGGCUGCAGCCCAGGCUCUGGGACCCUUAACCCAAGCCUCACAACCCUGAGACAGCUGGCAUGGGCCAGCCGCAGGGUUUUAAUUGCUGUGUAGACAUGCCCAGAGUGUCAGAGCUAAAUACAAGAUUGAACAGAUAGCUUAACAUAAGUAAUUUUGCACAUAUUUUAAGGGACCAUUCAAGGUGAAGUGGCCCAUUAGCACCCCUGUAGUCAUAGGAUUAAAGGAGAUUAGUGGGUUACAUAUUGUUGUAAUAAACCAUAAAUCCAGUGUCUUUAUUAAGACCAUGAUUUUUAAUGUCUAGCAAAGUUAUGAAUUUAAGCUCCCAGGCUUAUCUUUUGAAAGUGUUGUGCUGGUUUCCUUUGAGGAUGAGGACUGAUAGGUCAUAUAUUGAGUGAUCGCUUUGUGAAAAAUGUUCACCCACAGGUGAUGGGGUGUUUUGUCUUUUGUCAUUUGUCUUUUAACAACUACGACCCACAUUCGAUAGGGACCUCAUCCUGAAGGAAAUCUUUCUUGAACCCCCCUCUUCUGGCCUGCAAACAACCCCCCUAACCUCUCCAAGCUCAUCAUCAGAAGUAAGCUGCCCACAGACCAGGACACAUCAACUCAAAGUGGUGCCAGACCCUGGCAGAACAACAGAUGCAAAACCUGCAGGCAUAUCUCCACUGCUACAAUGAUCAAUUCACCUUUUAGGAUUCAGGGGUUCUUCACGUGCAUAUCACAACAUGAUGUACCUCAACCAGUGCACUAAAAACCCCGGUAACAACUGCAUGGGUGAAACCAGACAAUCACUACUCUCUUGAAUGAACUCACACAGGAAAAUGAUAAAAGACAAAAACACCAUAUCACAUGUAGGUGAAUACUUUUCACAAAGCGAUCACUCUGUGUCUGAUAUAUCAGUCCUCAAAGGAAACCUGCACAACACUUUCACUUUAUUAUAGAUUAUCAUCUGUCUUCCCCAAGGCCAGCUAACAGGAUGCAGCAGAACUGAGACAUACAUGCUCAUAAGCUUCAGUACAAGACUGCAAACUAGCUUCCCCAAAGUUAUUCAGCUGACUCAGCAGCGUUUAGUGGGUGAAAUUCACUCCUAUUCAGAGGGUCAGUACAAAGUCUAUACACUAUUUACUAACUUUUAGUGGUUUAUUGGCCUUGUGCUGGCCCACUGCACAUGGGUGAAUUUUAUCCAGUAGAAUGAAGGGACUUAGUUAUUGUGCCUGUUGAGCCAGACAGUCACUUUUUCAUAUUCUAGCCUUAUCUGAACACCCCUGAAACACCUGGGGACCUGCCACUAUAUUAGGUAAUAGGGUUUUUAGAUAAGUGAGGUUUGGAUAAAUGAGUUUGUCCUGCAGUCUCAGUGAAGACAUUAUCCUCCGAGGUGCUGAAUUCCCUCAACUCCCAUUCAAAGGCAUUUCAAAGGGAGCUGGGGUCAACAGGCUAGGGGAAACUUCAUGUUUACUAAUAAACAAGUAAAGGAGGCAUAUAAAAAUUAAGCAAGGGAGGCCCUUGGGUGCUAAGCACCUUUAAAGAUAAGGUCACUUAUUUAGUUGUCUAAAUAUUAAUUUAGAUGCCCAACUUUGCAGUCCCAAGUCUCAAAGCAGUAAACUUAGACUUCAUUUAGCUUAUGAAAAUCAGUAGUACAGUAUUUAGAGUUUUGAUAUGUGUCAAUUUAUAGGAGGCCAUUGACUUGUGUUUGUUUUCAAGAGGAGGUUAGUAUUUUCAGAGCUCUUAUAUUUAUUUGACAUUUUGCAUUAAUUCCAAAUCCCCAUAAUUUGAAUUAUGAUUUUCCCCUCUUAGAAUGUGUCCUUCAACACUUUUUUAAAACACAGGUAUCAGCUUCUACUUCUUAAAGCGUUAGCAUUUCACUCAUUCCAAAGCAAAGCAAGUGAAGAUUAAAAAAAAUAGAAUUCAAAACCAAUGUUAAGAAACAAACAUGGUGACAAUUAUAAAUUAGGCAUAAAAUAUGUAAUAAGGGGAAGAUUGUUAACAUUAUAUUUAUGCAAAUUAAAUGGCCUUAAUUUUCAUCAUAUAUCUUUCAUUUUAAAGGUUAUUUGCCCUCAUUCUAUGAUUCAAGUGUCACAAGGUCUGGCUUUAGCUGCUUUGCCAUAAUUUAUUUGACAGCUCUAUAUGCUAUAAAUAUAUAAUGUAAUGAGGAAAGGUAUCUUCAUUGCUUAAUGAAAACCUUAAUGUGUCAAUAGUGUGUACGGAUAUUGUUUGACAUUUACUGGUUACCAAAAUAAAUUAAUGAAUUGUUGAACAUACCGUAUGCCUUGAAAAUAAUGCACUCCUAUGCAGGGAAGCAUACUUCCCUCUCUACAGAAAGUGCUCUCUCAUAAAUAAAUGAAUGAGUGCAGUUCCAGUCUGGAUGUUAAAUGGUGCUUUCAUCAUUAAGAUGGAUUUUUAGUAAAGAUCACAUAAUCUGCACAUUCCCGUACGUUUUACAAUACAUU